Messenger RNA from Mangifera indica (mango), 1537 nucleotides. RefSeq lists its product as uncharacterized. Gene Ontology annotation, molecular function: zinc ion binding; ubiquitin-protein transferase activity. Gene Ontology annotation, biological process: protein ubiquitination. The record is from RefSeq and is a predicted model, not a curated record. Bases 397 to 1203 code for a protein of 268 amino acids. The transcript is spliced from 8 exons. Gene Ontology annotation, cellular component: membrane. NCBI's taxonomy places the organism in Eukaryota, Viridiplantae, Streptophyta, Magnoliopsida, Sapindales, Anacardiaceae.
AUUCACUUCUGUUUCUGAAUCUGGGUAUUUUUUUUUCUGUCACUUUUUGGUCGUUUUCUUUGGGCUUUCAAUUCUCUCUUUCCGGGUCCCGUCAGCGUCACUGGACGUUAGAGAUUUUUGUUACCUCAAGAGUUUUAAUACAUUUUUAAUUUGGAAAUUGUGGUUGGUUUUAUCCGUUGAAUCUGGGUUUUUGUUAUUUUCUGUAUCUAUCACUAUAAUAUAUUUUCUGAUAUGAAAGCGGAAGUAAUAUAUUUUUCCAUUUCAGGUUAAAGUUGCUUCUGCUUUUAACCUUUAUAAGUCUUUGUUUUUACAUUGUUCGCCCUCAUUUAUGCAAAGUUGCUUUUUUGAUGGUUAUAUUGUUCUUGACGAAGCUUGAGUAGUGAUCCAUUUGACUGAAUGGGGGAUCAUCUUGCAUUGCUGGUGGAUCGGUUGCUAACUGAAUCAACCAUUGAAACUGCUAUAGAGAGCAACAACCAGUUGUUGCAGCAAGCUGCAGCCUUGGCAAAUAAAAAUAGUAUGGCCGAACUUUCUUCUCACAGAGUGGAUAAAGAUAUUGGUUUGUCCCCAAGUAAACUGGUAGAGUGUAGGAUUUGCCAUGAUGAGGAUCAAGACUCAAACAUGGAAAUUCCUUGUUCUUGCUGUGGCAGCUUAAAGUAUGCCCACCGUAAGUGUGUUCAGAGAUGGUGCAAUGAGAAGGGUGAUACUAUCUGUGAGAUUUGCCAUGAGCAAUAUAAACCUGGCUAUACGGCACCUCCUCCACCCUUCCACUAUAUUGAUAACUUCAGGGAAAAUUGGGAGAUUUCAAGAAGGGACCUGCACAACCCUCAUUUUUUAUCCAUGGUUACUGCUGAUCAUGAAUUUCUGGAUUCCAGCUUUGAUGAGUAUUACUCAAUCAGUCCUAGAAGCCUUUUGUGCUGCCGUAUUGUUGCUAUAAUUGUACAUUUCAUGGUUCUUCUGGUGUUACGGCAUACUCUCCCAAUCAUAAAUAGUGGGACUGGAGAAUAUUCCUUGACAUUGUUAUCGUUAAUGCUGUUGAGAACCAUUGGGAUCCUGUUGCCUAUCUAUAUCAUGGUUAAGGCAUUCCAUGCCAUCCAACGUCGUCGAAACCAACAGGAUACCCGUUCAUCGCUUGCUGCAACAGAUGAAGAAAAUGAGUUGCCACGACUGCAACAUGCUCGGUCACGUCUUAUUCAUGUUCAAUGAUUCUGGCAACCCAAGUCACAAUUAGCAGAACCAAGUAGCACUGUAUAGUGUACAGAGAGUUAUGGCCGAAGAGCCUCAUACAGCUGCAAAUGGUGUGGCUUUGGUAGGUUAUAAUUUAAAGAGCAAUUAUCCCUCUGGAUCUUUGGAUGGAAAAUAGUAGAGAGAUCAAUGCUUUGUGAUGUAUUUAUGAAUUCUGAUGAGUAUAUGUAUAGUUGCAAGGGUAUUUAAAAAGGUAGGUAACUCUAGCAAAGCAUUAAAAAAAAAAAAAUGCAAAGAAUCUGAGCUGAUUUGGAUGUUGCAACUGGAAAUAAUAGGGUGUGCAUUAAUUUACCAA